AUGCAGUACCUUAGCGUUGCCGCUCUUCUCCUUCCGGCCACAGUGCUGGCCAACCCCAUGGUCGUUGCCCGCCAACCCCAAGCCAAAGCCAAAUUCAUCGGCUGGAGACUUCAAACCGGAACCGAGGUCGACUGCGGUAACGAUGUUUCGGUUGCCUUUACCGAACUCGACCAACUCGCCACCGUGUCGUUGCCCAACUACAACGUCACCCUCCCGGAGCGAAACGGCAGCCGUGACAAGGGCUGCUCCGUCAUCCUGACGGUCCGCUUCCCCGUCAACGUCUGCACCAGGGGCACCGCGACCGGCGCCGUCAGCGGGCAGGUCGACCUGUCGAUCGUCGGCAGCCAGGCCAAGUUCCACGGCCGCGAAUACGUCGUGUCCCCCAGCGGCGACGGCGUCUCGCAGGUCAGCCCCGACAGGGAGUGGACCCGGACGGCCGCUAGCGGCCCGAUCAGCGAGCGAUACACCAUCAACGACAGCGUGACGUACAGGUACACCCCGCCCAACGUGGAAAACCAGGAUGUCGACUUCACCCUCCAGGGCCGGCUGCAGCUGCAGCCCGGCACCGGCACGGCUGGCUUCCUGAGCAACGACCGCUUUGUCUUUGACCUCCGCAACCAGGAUGCCUGCUAAAUGCGCAAUUCUCCCAAGCCACACCCGAUCAGAUAGUCAUUAAGUUUGGGACUACGUUGUCGAUGAAGGUCGUGGUAGGCAGGGAGCCAGCAAGUUAUGUAGGUAAUGACUCGGUGAGUAUCUGAUGGGUUGAAGCUGAGCCCAAAAGUACUUACGAGGGAGUCAAUGAGGCAGAUGGUUUCAAAUGUUUCCUUUGUUCGAAUUCCCUUUCUAAGAUCGUUUCAUAGUACUCUCACGAGUCAUUCAUACAUUCAUUAGCACUAGUUUCUCCCCAUCAGAUUAGUAGCGCGAAAUACUAUAGUAUAAGA
This is a messenger RNA of Chaetomium fimeti, 941 nucleotides long. RefSeq lists its product as uncharacterized. The transcript is spliced from 2 exons. NCBI's taxonomy places the organism in Eukaryota, Fungi, Ascomycota, Sordariomycetes, Sordariales, Chaetomiaceae. Bases 1 to 633 code for a protein of 210 amino acids. The record is from RefSeq and is a predicted model, not a curated record.